This is a messenger RNA of Beta vulgaris subsp. vulgaris (sugar beet), 768 nucleotides long. RefSeq lists its product as uncharacterized. NCBI's taxonomy places the organism in Eukaryota, Viridiplantae, Streptophyta, Magnoliopsida, Caryophyllales, Amaranthaceae. The coding region runs from base 1 to 768 and encodes 255 amino acids. The transcript has a single exon. The record is from RefSeq and is a predicted model, not a curated record.
AUGGAGAAGAUUAGGAUGCCGACGUGUAAAUAUGACGGCAAGACGGACCCGGAAGAUCAUAUCUCGGCCUAUGAGGGACACAUGUUGCUGUACACCGAUACUGACUCAGUCUGGUGUAAGGUGUUCCCCUCUACGCUAGUUGGGCUUGGCCUGACAUGGUUUAAGAGCAUACCACCGGCAACGGUCUUCAAUUUCCGCCAGCUCACAUCCAUGUUUGUCACGCAUUUUGUCAAUAACAAAUGCCGGGAGAAGCCUACCGGCGAGCUGAUGUCAAUCAAGCAGGGUGAAAAGGAAAGUCUAAGGGACUAUGUAGGGCGUUUCAAUGCAAGAGCCGUCACUAUCCCCACCCUGCAACAUGAAGUAGUAGUCUUAGCCCUCAUGACGGGUUUAAAGGAGGGAACCCCCUUCAGGAGCUAUUUGGGUCGUAAAAAGCUGACAAGCCUAACGGAGGUCUUAGGCAAGGCAAAUGACUUCAUCCAAGGGGAGGAGUUUGACAAAGCAGCAAACGCUAAAAGGCCGACAUCAGAGGAAAAAGAUAAGGAGAAAGAACGCAAAGACGAUAAGUACCGGAAGGACAUAAAGCCAGAUAACUCCAGUAGGAGGGAGGAAAAUAAUUCCGUGAAGAAAGGCCACGAAGGGCGAGCUGAUAAGUACCGCAACUACACUUUAACAAUAUCCCCGGCUCAGAUAUAUGAAUUGCACAGUAAGGAUGACAAGUGGCAAAGACCCAGAAAGAUGUAUUAUAAGGGUCGGGAUAAGUCAAAAUGA